Zygotorulaspora mrakii is the source of this 1995-nucleotide messenger RNA. It is a transcript of the gene UTP8, whose product is annotated as Utp8p. The coding region runs from base 1 to 1995 and encodes 664 amino acids. NCBI's taxonomy places the organism in Eukaryota, Fungi, Ascomycota, Saccharomycetes, Saccharomycetales, Saccharomycetaceae. The transcript has a single exon. The record is from RefSeq and is a predicted model, not a curated record.
AUGCCUUCUAUCUCACAGCCAUUUAGAUUGGCCAUAUUACCCAGGCUUACUUCCCUUACCGAUACCUCCGUGCAAACUAACCACAUUCAGGUAGCAGAUGACCUGUUUCCAGCGUCAAAUAAGAUUACUAUUGGUAUUUCUGAGUCCGCUAUCUCACAAUACAUUUUAAACCCAACACCAAAACUUGUUUUCAGUAUUCCGAUACCAUCUACUAAUGUCGUAACUGCUUGUGACAUUGCUCAGUUAGAGGAGAAUUUAGAGCAAGAUAAAAGAAAACUGCAGGAGAUAUGGUGCUAUGCUUUGAAAGCUGGUAAGAACUACACUUUAAAUGUGGUAAUUAAUGAUGCAGAUUCUGAAAGUAUUUUAAAUUCCAGUGGAGAGCUCAAUGGCUCCAAGAAGCUUAGGUUAAAGGACGAAGUUGUCAAUCUGAAAAUUCAGAACGAGACUAUUGUCGCUGUCUUGAAAUGCGGUUUGAUUCUGACUUAUGAUUACGAUUUGAAAUUACUUCACUCGAUGGAUGUACUAUAUGGCAACGUUACUGUAGUGAAUCAUUUCAAAGAAAAAGAAAAAACAUUCAUGUUUGUCAUGUGUUCCCUAGAGGAGAGCAAGGUUUGCUUCAAACUAUUCGAGCUAUACACUCAAGAAUUGACAUCUGUGCCUAUAAUGGAACUAAGCUCCAUAAUCUUGGAAGAUUUCGAACUGAUUAAAUCAAAAAUUUGCUAUCAAUCCGGUAGACUUUAUAGAUUGAUUGGUGAUCAGAUGCUUACAUAUUCUCUACCGCACUGCCAAUUAUUACAAAAAGUCCAGAUUCCAAUGGUUUCAGAAUCCCAAGUUAUAUCCAUGAAUCCCGUGUCGCCCAAUAGAAUUCUUUUGACUCUAGAUAAUAUAAUUUAUCUGCUUGACUUGAUGCAUAAUUCAAUUCUGUUCCAAAGAGAGUUAACGCAUGUAAAAAGCUUUCAAAUUUUAAAAUCUGCUGUAAUAAAUUCUCAGAUAGGUAGUAAUGCUUCGAAUAACAAGACAAUUGCCAUUGGUGUAGCAAAUAAACAGGAUUCAAACUCAACUUGCUCAUUAGAAAUGAUCAACGUUGAUGUUGGAACAGGUACCGUGAAAGAUUCCUUAGGCAAAAGUUUUCAAAUAUUUAACCAAUCUGCAAAAUCGUAUGCGUUAGAGCCUUUAUUAACAAAUGAAGAGCUUUCCAGCUUAAAUGAUGAUGAGCGCAGCAGACAAGGGAACAAUUUUGACUUUGAUGACAUUUACAGACAACUUGUUAAAUGUGGGAAAAGCGCCUCCAGUUUUGAUGAUGUAUUUCUAAAUGAAUUAAAAAUCAGAAGAGAACAUUACACCGAGGAAGAUAGGUAUAUUUGUGAUCAAGAAUUUUUGAGUAAAGUCGUCAAUUUAAUAUUUGAGAAUUUUCAAAAGGAAUAUCCGAAGUCUUUAACCUUCCUGUUAACGCAUCCAUUGUUUCCUGUAGAUUGCACAAGAAAGCUUUUAUCAAGGUUAAGCGAACAUCCGCGGUUAUUUAAACAAGCUAUCGUAACUUGUCCAAAUUUACCAUUGAAAGAACUUUUGUUCGAACUUUUUUCGAUUCAAAAUGGUGAACUUUCUUUGGAUAUAUCUCUAAGAAUACUACAAGACUAUACCACAGAUAUGAUUAGAGAUGAAAUCAAGAAGCUCAGCAAAAUUGAGAUUCAAAAUUUCAUCGAUUUUCUGAUCAAUUCAAAAGAUACCGAAAUUGUAAGUAAUGGUCGUCAGCUAUUUCAGCUUCUAUCUCUGAUUUUAGACUCAAUUGGCUUGCUAACUUUAGAAGGGUCAAUGUUAGCUCGUCUUUCAGAAUAUAUCGACCAGCAGGUAGUUAUUGCCGAAAGAAACACCAACUCAUGGUAUCUACUCGAUGAUAGACAAGCACCCCGCGUAGGAACCUUCGCAAGCAAUAGCUUUGCGAAGGUUCAAAAAGAACCUGCACCCAGAUACUCUGUGGAAUAUUUAGAUAUCUAG